Helianthus annuus (common sunflower) is the source of this 465-nucleotide messenger RNA. NCBI's taxonomy places the organism in Eukaryota, Viridiplantae, Streptophyta, Magnoliopsida, Asterales, Asteraceae. The record is from the annotation of a RefSeq genome assembly.
AUGUUAAAUAAGAGAACAACAGAAGUAUACGCUUUAGGUCAACAUAUAUCUAUGUCUGCUCACAAAGCGCGAAGAGUAAUUGAUCAAAUUCGUGGGCGUUCCUACGAAGAAACACUUAUGAUAUUAGAACUCAUGCCUUAUCGAGCAUGUUAUCCCAUUUUUAAAUUAGUUUAUUCUGCAGCAGCAAAUGCUAGUUCCAAUAUGGGUUCGAAUGAAGCAAAUUUAGUGAUUAGUAAAGCCGAAGUAAAUAAAGGUACUAUCAUGAAGAGAUUAAAACCUCGAGCUCGAGGGCGUAGUUUUGCGAUACAAAAACCUACCUGCCAUAUAACUAUUGUAAUGAAAGAUAUAUCCUUAGAUGAAUAUAUAGAUACCGACUCUAUUGCAUGGUCACAAAAUAAAAAAAAGGAUACAACUAUGUCGUAUUAUGAUAUGUAUAGUAAUGGGGGAACAUGGGACAAAAAAUAA